Molecule: messenger RNA, 11102 nt
Organism: Nothobranchius furzeri (turquoise killifish)
Lineage: Eukaryota; Metazoa; Chordata; Actinopteri; Cyprinodontiformes; Nothobranchiidae
Source: RefSeq, a predicted model, not a curated record
UCAAACCUCGUUCCUUUUUCUUCUCUGUCUGACAGGGAAAAUGAAAAUAGAGAGGCAGCAAGGGAAAGCAGAAAAGGGUAUAGAGAAAAUUGCAUGACUGCUUGAAUAUGCAAUCAGUUCAGCAGCUAUGAAACUGAGCAGCCGCGUCUGAGCAGAGGAGAGUGAGUGUUUUUAGAGUGGAUGUGAGCUUUGGAGUGAGAGACAGGCAAAAAAGGGACAUAGAAAAGAAAAUUAGGAAAAAGAGAGAGCAAGUGUGCAGCUAUGAGGCGUUCCGUCAUCCACCAAACUCCUGCAGCUUCUCUUUUUCCCUCCUCCUCCUCCUCUUCCUCCUCCUCUUGCUGAAGAGAGAGAGCAACUGAGAGAGUCACGCUUGCAAGCCGGAGAAGAGACGUCAAGAGGAGGAUCUACGUAGGGGGGGAAAAAAUCCCACUCUCUCUUCUGCUGCCUCUCUCCAUUGCAUCCUACAGGCAGCAAGGAGCAAAGUGGAGUGAGGAGGAUCCGGCUAGCUUUUUUUUUUCUUUCUGAGCUCUUUCCUGCAAUUUCUGUGGCUGCAUCACAGUGCGCGGAACGCAGGGAGAGCAGCCGAGCUCUCGAUCUGUGACAUCGCUCCGCAACAGAAGAAGAGUACCGUAGAGAAGCCAGGAUGCUUAACAACCUGACCGACACAGAGGAGGGGGACGGGGGCGUGCAGAGCCAGGGCGACAGUAACCCCAAGGAGAGCAGCCCCUUCAUCAACAGCAGUGAUGCCGCUGCAGAAAAGAGCCAACAAUACGAUGGAAAGAACAUGGCCUUGUUUGAGGAGGAGAUGGACACCAGUCCCAUGGUCUCGUCUCUUCUCAGCAGCCUGGCCAACUACUCCAAUCUGCCUCAAGGUAGCAAGGAACACGAGGAGGCAGAGAACAAUGAGGCUGAGUCAGCACGCAAGAAACCAGUCAAGGCGCCCCAGCUCGGCACACUGAUGGGCGUGUACAUGCCAUGCAUCCAGAACAUCUUCGGCGUGAUCCUUUUCCUCAGGAUGACCUGGCUGGUGGGAAUCGGAGGCGUCAUUGGGACCUUCAUCAUCGUUUUCAUGUGCUGCUCCACAACCAUGCUGACUGCCAUCUCGAUGAGUGCCAUCGCUACCAAUGGAGUGGUGCCAGCCGGAGGCUCCUACUACAUGAUAUCCCGCUCACUGGGCCCUGAGUUUGGAGGAGCCGUGGGGAUUUGUUUCUACCUGGGAACCACCUAUGCUGGAGCCAUGUACAUCUUAGGAGCCAUCGAGCUCCUCCUGAUCUACAUAGUGCCCAAAGCUGCCAUCUUUCCACUCGAGGGUCUGGAGGGUCCUGAGGCGGAGGCUGCCCUGCUUAACAACAUGCGUGUGUAUGGGACCAUCCUGCUGACCUCUAUGUCCACCGUCGUCUUUGUUGGUGUGAAGUACGUCAACAAGCUGGCCCUGGUUUUCCUGGCUUGUGUCAUCCUCUCCAUCCUGGCCGUGUAUGCUGGAGUCAUCAAGACAGCCGUCGAACCACCAGUCUUCCCCGUGUGUGUCUUGGGAAACCGAACCUUGGUGUGGAAGAACUUCGAUGUUUGUGCCAAAACCAUAGAGACCGCCAAUGCGACGGUCACCACCCAGCUGUGGCGCAUGUUCUGUGACUCACCUUUCCUCAACGCAACCUGUGACAAAUACUUUAUGUCUAACAACGUGACUCAGAUCCAGGGCAUUCCUGGGAUCACCAGCGGAAUCUUGGCAGACAACCUCUUUGGCAACUAUUAUGAGAAGGGGGACCUGAUUGCCAGAGGUUCUAUGGAGUCAGUGGAAGACCAUGACGACCCUCUGACCAGUGCUAACCGCUACGUGUUAGCUGACAUCACCAGCUUCUUCACAUUGCUGGUUGGCAUCUACUUCCCAUCAGUGACAGGAAUCAUGGCGGGAUCCAACCGCUCUGGAGACCUGCGUGAUGCUCAAAAGUCCAUCCCUAUUGGAACCAUUGCAGCCAUCACCACCACCUCCUUAGUCUACAUGUCCAGUGUGAUUCUGUUUGGUGCCUGCAUUGAGGGGGUGGUCCUCAGGGACAAGUUUGGAGAGGGAGUUCAUGGGAAUUUGGUGAUUGGAACGUUGGCUUGGCCAUCGCCGUGGGUGAUCGUGAUUGGUUCUUUCUUCUCUACAUGUGGGGCGGGGCUCCAGAGCCUGACAGGUGCUCCCCGUCUCCUGCAGGCCAUCGCCAAGGACGGCAUCGUGCCCGCCCUUCGAAUCUUUGGCCAUGGAAAGGCCAAUGGAGAGCCAACAUGGUCUCUCCUACUGACAGCCUGCAUCUGUGAAACCGGCAUCCUCAUAGCCUCCCUGGAUUCUGUGGCUCCCAUCCUCUCCAUGUUCUUCCUGAUGUGCUACAUGUUUGUGAAUCUGGCCUGUGCUGUGCAGACGCUGCUGAGGACUCCUAACUGGAGACCACGUUUCAAGUUCUAUCACUGGACUUUGUCCUUCCUGGGGAUGAGCUUGUGCCUCACUCUUAUGUUCCUCUGCUCCUGGUACUACGCCAUUGUUGCUAUGGUGAUUGCCGGCUCCAUCUACAAGUACAUCGAGUUUGCAGGUGCGGAGAAAGAAUGGGGUGAUGGGAUACGAGGUUUGUCUCUGAGUGCGGCGCGUUACGCUCUCAUGCGGCUGGAGGAAGGUCCUCCACACACCAAGAACUGGAGGCCACAGCUGCUGGUGCUGGUUAGCACAGAUGCAGAGCAGAAUGUGGAGCAGCCUCGUCUUCUGUCUCUGACCAACCAGCUGAAGGCUGGAAAAGGUCUCACCAUAGUUGGAACGGCUCUGGAGGGCACCUAUCUGGCAAACCAUGAACAGGCCCAGCGUGCAGAGCAGGCACUACGUAAACUGAUGGAGACUGAGAAAGUAAAGGGCUUCUGUCAGGUGACCGUGUCCUCAAACCUCCGUGACGCCACAUCCCACUUGCUCCAGGCCAGUGGGCUGGGAGGCCUGAAGCAUAACGCUGUACUGGUCUCAUGGCCGCGUAACUGGAAGCAAGGAGACGACCACCAGACCUGGAGGAACUUCAUUGAGUUGGUCAGAGAGACCACCACAGCUCGCCUCGCUCUGCUUGUGCCAAAGAACAUCUCAGCCUACCCGUCUAAUGGCGAGCGCUUCACCGAGGGUCACAUCGAUGUGUGGUGGAUCGUCCAUGAUGGAGGCAUGCUGAUGCUUCUGCCCUUCCUUCUCCGCCAGCACAAGGUCUGGAGGAAGUGCAAGAUGCGCAUCUUCACAGUGGCCCAGAUGGACGACAACAGCAUCCAGAUGAAAAAAGACCUGACCACGUUCCUGUAUCAUCUCCGUAUCGAUGCAAUGGUGGAAGUUGUAGAAAUGCAUGACAGUGACAUCUCAGCCUACACCUACGAGAAGACUCUGGUGAUGGAACAACGGUCGCAGAUGCUGAAGCAGAUCAAUCUGACCAAGAACGAAAGAGAACGAGAGAUCCAGAGCAUCACUGAUUCAUCCCGUGGAUCUAUCCGCCGUAAGAACCCGGCCGCUGUGACCACCCAGCUGAGUGUGACCGAGGACCCGCCUGCAGCCGGCAAAGAGGAGAAGCCUGAAGAGGAGUCAAAGUCGGCCUCUUCCCCUGUGCCCCCCCCUACUCAGGUCCAACUCAUCCACGACAACACCACCCCAGCCACCCCACUGACCCCAGGAGAAGAGGCUCAGAGCCCUGGAGAGCAGAUCCAGAGGACCUGGACUGAGAAGUGUGACGGCGAGCCAGCAAAGCCUCUUGGAGCUGUCACACCAGAGGACAUCAAAGAUAUCUUCAACAUGAAGCCUGAGUGGGAAAACCUGAACCAGUCCAACGUGCGGCGCAUGCACACAGCACUCCGGCUGAAUGAAGUCAUUCUUAAAAAGUCCUCAGAGGCCAAACUAGUCCUACUCAACAUGCCAGGCGCUCCCAGAAACCGGACAGGUGAUGAGAACUACAUGGAGUUCCUCGAGGUUCUCACUGAAGGUCUCAACCGGGUCCUCCUGGUCCGCGGAGGAGGCCGUGAGGUUAUCACCAUUUAUUCCUGAAAGAGCAGCCCCCUCCUCCCAGAUCGACACCCACCCACCCACCCCCAUCCCCCACCCCAUGGUCCUCUUCCUGUGUCAGUUGUAUUCUCCCCUCUUCAUCAAUGCUGCUUCAUUAUCAGGUCAUGUAUAUUUCUGGGAAGCAUUCCUCUCACACCCAACAAACAGCCCAGCUCAGCUUCAGUGGCUCUCCCUCCGCAGCAGAAAAGCCAAACCAAGCCCUUCUCUGUAGUUCAAUAGCCUUUCUCGUUCUAAUUUUCCUUUUCAGUUUCUCUGGAAUCUGCCGUAGUAACGUGGUCAGGAGGAGGUCUGUUAAUGAGCGCGCAGGUUCUUCGCUGAGGUGUGAGAGCACAUGCAUGUGUGUGUCAAUGUUUUACUCAGCAGUGUUUUUUUUUUUUCUAAACACAAAUGUGACCGAUGCAGCUUUCACUGGAUUUGUUUGAGAGCCAGCUGAAAUGAGCUCAGCGUAGGACCGUCACGUUUAGUCCCCUCGUGGUGGUCGGACCGUUCCCGCCGCCUGUUCCCUCUGCUGUGAAUUAUCGUUUGUGACAAAAGACUCUGCAGCCCACAGUCGAGACCUUUGGAAGGAGGAGAGGAUGGAUAUGAACUGUGAACUUCACACGGAUGUGAGACUGAAACUUGGGUGUAACCUGCAGAGUUGUCUCUAAGCAGAUCGCUGCAGCAUGACAUUCUCAACAACUGUGUGUGUGUUUUUGCUCCACUUGUUCUGUUACUGCCAACCCCCAUCCCACUUCACCCCCUCCACACACACUCCUUUCUGCUCAUUUCUUAGUGGCUGGUUGUUUCUGAGGCCAAAGUUAGUGCCAAAAAAGAAGAGACGAGGCUUGAUUAUCGAGAUUGACAUGAAAUUAAACUGUGAAUAGUUUCAUAGCAGAACGCUGCGGUGACAGCGGAGUGGGGAGUCGGUACAACUUCCCCCCUCUCCUGAGGAGACUAUCGUUGCCAGCACCUCUUGACCCUCAUGUGUGUGACUCACUGUAAAUAAUGUACAAGCUCUGGCGCGUUGUUGGUUUGAGUGUAGUAUUUUUGUGAGAAACUAAACAGCUUGUUAGUGGCGACAAAUGGGUCCUUCGCUCAUAAAUCCAAACUCAAACGCUGUUUUUACAAAAAAAAAUAUUUAUUUAAACUAUUUAUUGGCUCCUGUCACUACGGUAAUGAUCAACGUAACAACGGCAAAGGAAAGCACCAUGCACUCUUCAUCACUGUGCGACAAGUGAGUUUGAUGAUUUCAUCAAAUUGAUUUUAAAGAGAAAAAAAAGGCUAAAUGUUAUUUUUUCAUCCAGAGAACAAAUAGUUAUUCAUGUUUAUACACAGAAGUUAUACAUAUUAAUAACAUCCAGUAUUUAUGUCCUUUUGAUUGUCACUCAAAGCUAUAAAUAUAUCUCUAUCAUAGUUUUGCCAAAUUCUCAUCCAUUAAAUGUGCCAUAUCAAAGUAUUUUUCAAAGAGAAACGGUGAAGAAAAUUUUAUUAAUUCUAGUAAGAAGGAGAACAAAGUUACCUGGUGUGAAACUAGAAAAGUGAAGACAUUGAAAGUCACCCUGUAGAUAAAUAAAGACUGCAUGUUCACCAUUUUAUGAACCACCAGGCUGCCAAGGCAUCUGCUCAAACCUUGGCGAGACGUUGAACAUCCAUCAGUUACUUGUUUAUAGGGACCUAUCGAGGAGAAACAAGAGGACAACGGCUUCUGUAGCUACGAAAACUCACUUUGUCCACAAGAAUGAACUCUAUGCAGUAGAUCCUCCAGUCAGGUUUUAUACAUAAAUAAGAAACACUUAGAGAUUGGUGAUGAUUUGAGCCUCACACAUGUCCCUGACUGAAUUGUGGAGAUAUCAUCUUUAAGUUUGAGGGAAAAAAGUGCAUUUUGGAAGGAACGUGCAAUAGUUGAAAUCCGGACUCACAUGUUUGUUAUUUAUUUUUUUACACAUAUAUUUUGUAUAUGUAGAUUUCGUAUGUCUGAUACAAUCCAGAACCAUCUCACUCUGACCAAUGACAGCUGUCACUUUACUUUAAUUAUUCCUGUUUCUUUACUUGAAGAAACAAAUUUUGGUCAUUUGCACUUGUAGUAGAAGUAUAAAUAUAAAUAAAUUCAUAUAUAAAUAUAUAUACAUAGUAUAUACAGUAUAGAAAAGGAAAUAUUAGUUUCUAGAUCUAUUUAAAACCAUAUUUAAUGUUUUCAGUGUUGCUUGAAUGAUCAUUUGUUGUGAAUGCUGCUAGUAUCUAUAGAUUUAUUUGUACUGUACAUAGAGAUGACUGCAUUACAAUGAAAGAUGAAGGGAAAAAGGGUAUAGACUAAUACAUAUCAGUGGUGGCGGUGGUUACCUAACAAGACAAGGCUGUAUACAUUUGGCUUGCUGUGUCUGGACAGGGUUAACUUUCUGUUUUAUUCAAAGAAAAAUAUAUUAACUAAAUACCUUGAUGCAAUAUUACAACUGCGGGCAAAUCACUCACUCUUUUCCCCUUUCUUUUACAAUGCUCUCCUCAUUCUUCCCGUUUUUUAUCCCGCAAUUAGAGAAGGAACUUUAAGGAAACAUGAUUUGAAUUUAUGUGGGCACCAACGUAUUUAAAUAUGGGCGUUUCUAUUUGGAAAAUGUUGCUGCUUGGAAAAACUACCUUUGACAUAUGUGGCACUUAGCAAGAAGCAACUGACAGUUUUCAGAGUUUUUGCUGUGCCAAAUGAUUUUGUUUACUUUUUACCAUGCUGGUCAGGAAGGAGCUGCCCGCUCGCAGCGUGUUUUGCAAAGCAUAGUCAUUUUAGAACUGCACAGCUCACAAGAAUUAAAGGAACACCUUUUUUACUGGGCCUGGCAUGAAAUCAGUUAAACCUGUCUGAUAAUUUCCUGGUUGAUUAAGCAGACGAGGGCAUUGUUAAUCACUUUCAGCUGUAUUGGUGUUCAUGGACUUAACGACAGGUGCACUAAAGUGGCAACAAUUACAAAACCCUCAAAACAGGACUGGUUUAACAUGUAGAGGUCUUUUCAAGUUUCUCCCUCUUGAUCUUUUUCGGCUGGUUUUCCACUCGUGCUAGUUUUGGCUCUCUACCGGCAGUAUGAGGUGAUUCCUUAACCCUACAGAAGUUGCACAGGUUGUCCAACUUCUCCAGGAUGGCAUAUCCACACGUGCAGCAGCAAGAAGGUUUAAUGUGUCUCCCAGCACAAUCUCCAGAACAUGAAGAUUUCAGGAGACUGGUGGUUAUUCUCGGAGAGCUGGACAGGGCCGUAGAAGGUCCACAACCCAUCAGCAGGACCGAUACUUGCUCCUUUGUGCAAGGCGGAACAGGCUGAGCACUGCCCGUGCCCUACAGGAUGACCUCCAGAGGGCCACUGGUGUGAAUGUCUCUACCCAAACAAUCAGCAACAGACUUCAUGAAGAUGGCCUGAGGGCCAAACGUCCUGUAGAAUUGAAACAAUUGAAUGGCCUUCACGAUCCCCUGACUUAAACCCAAUAGAACAUCUGUGGGACAUUAUGUUUCGGUCCAUUGGGCGGCACCAGGUUGCUCCUUAGACUGUACAAGAGCUCAGGGAUGCCCUCACACAGAUCUGGGAGGAAAUGCCACAAGACACCAUCCGUUGUCUCAAUAGGAGCAUGCCCCGACGUUGUCUAGCAUGCACACAAGCUCGUGGGGGCCACACAAGAUACUGAAAAGCAAUUUGAGUUGCAGAAAUUAAGUUAUUUAAAUAAUGGACUAGCCUGCCACAUCUUCAUUUCACUCCGAUUUUAGGGUGUCUACACAAUUGAGCCCUCUGUAGGCUGCAUCCUUUUGUUCCUAAGACGUUGCCCUGUCGUUAUAUCCAACUUCAUAUUGAGAGCUGAUGCAUCUAAUGUUUUUCUUUAAUGUGUUCCUUUAAUUUUUGUGAGCAGUGUAUCUACAGCAUCGCCUGCAUCAUCUGAGCCUUUUAAAUUCAUUCAAAAGAAAAGAUGUUUGAUAUUUAUUGGAGACGUUUGUUGGAAAUGUAUUUCUUUAUUGAAUUAUAAAUGUUUUAUAAUUGCUGUUUGCAUGGUACUAUGUGGCAAUAUUUGUUUUAGUGGUUUCUAUAGUGAUAACUUACAUGUGCAAGUUGCAGCGUGGUGGUGGGGGUGGGGGGCUGGCCAGUCGUUCUCAAAGAGUUAGAUGUUUGAGGAGUUUGGCCACGUGGUCGGCGGCGUGGCCAAACCCUAACAAGUCUUUUGCAAAAAAAAAAUAUAUGAGAAAACAUUUGAGUUCAUUUUACUUGUUAUAUUGAAAACAUUCUCAAGUAGUUUUAUGUCAUGUUAUAGAUUUUGUUUGUGAAUAGAUGAGCCUUAGGAAGGGUCAUUUCACUUUUGUACAUAUUUAUAUAUAAAUAUAUCACUUAAGUCAGAAAAACUGUAACAUACUGGUGUUGUCCUUUGUUGUACACUGUUCUAUCACUGUGGACAAAGUUAUGGAGUUUUGUACCAUCUUUUUUUGUCUAAUCAGUUAUGUUUCAUUUUAAAGGACGUGUCAGUAGUCACUAGGUGAGUUUCCAUCCUUUUUCCCCAGAUGUGUUGAACCAUAAACAUCUUAAAUGUUAAGAUGCCAUCUUAAUGCCCAAAUGUGGCUGAGGGAGCAAAGCACCUCCUGCUCAGUGAUCUCCAUCUACAGUGGGUGCUCCCACAGUGACCCCUGGUGGCUAAAGGGUGUAUGAAAGUUAAAUGCGACUCCUCCUGCUUUUACAAAUCAUUUUAACAUCCAGACUUGCUGAUUGGGAUAUGAUUCUCUUAGACAUUUUAGCACGCAUUACCUUCUUGUUUUAUUUUACCCAAUUUAUUUAGAAGGAAAUAUGUAAUCGUUAACUUCAUUGUGCUCAUCACAGGUGAGUCCUCCCAGAAUUCACCCCACCUCUUCAUCACAUCUGCCCCAACCCCCUGAUCUCCCACAAAAAUCCACAAAAAUCCCUGCCACAAAAAUCCACCCCAGCUCUGUGUUUUAAAUGUGACUGCAGUGUAAUUCUGACAAAUAAUCAAAUAAUAUAAAACUUGCGCUUCCAAUUCUGGUACAGGCUCUGCUUGAACACAAAGGGGGCAGUCAGCUCAGAAAUCAGCACAUCCCGUUCCUCCCCCUCCCUUCCCUUGAACUGAUCCAUGAUUUAUAUCAGAUCAGAUUUGUCACCCGUGCAGCUGUAGCAUGAAGAAAAAAAACUGCCGGUGAUGAUCCCUCAGUCUCCAUCCUUAUCUUAAGGGCUCUGAACACAUCUGUAACCGGGUUGAGGAGGCUGUCCUGGGCUAACAAAUCUUAUCUCUGAUUAUUGCAGAGAAGUCACAGUCUGCAGCUCUGAUUUGGACCACUCAGUGGAUCUUAAAUGUUCCUGAUGUAGGAAUGAAAAAGGAUAAACAUGCUUUCAUUUCAAACUGUCAGUCUCUCUGGAAGUUCAAUGAGAGAAAACUCAAUUGCCCGUCGACGCUGUCCAAGCAGAGCCCUACUCCAGCUUAUGUUGUGUUACUCAGUGCAUGCAUGCAAAACUACCCUGAACAAAGGUGUGCUGAAAACAUAUUGGGUGUUUGUGAUAUACAAGUAUUCUGUUUCUAUCAGUCAGAAACUUUUAUUUCCAGUAUAUUUAUUUUCCUUUUUCAUUAGGACUGGCCUGUUGUUGUAUUCAAGGUUACUAUAGAAGAUUCUAUUUUUGAAUGGUAGAUCUAUCAACGGUCCUCUUAUUGUGUUGGGUUAUCUUCAAACAAUUAUCAAAGUUUAUAUUUCAGUUCAGUCUGAAAUCGUGUGGUCCAGUGAAUUAGAUAGACAAGGAAAAAAAACUGUUUAGUUUCCUCUAAAAAUGUGUAGCAAUGAAUGAAAACUUUAUGUUGGUAAAGAUUCCCAAUGAAUCUUAGAUGUGCCAAAAAAAAACUAUCAUACAGAAUUAGUUUCUUGGACCUGAAGAUUAAGCUCUUUCAGGUCUGAUAUCUUAAACUUGAGUGGUGAACCUUUACAGGAAGGGACUUUAUGUCGUGGAGUAGCACCCAAACUGGAAAAGGAACAGAUACUUGAGUAAAUAUCUUUGAAACAUUUAACUUCUGGCCCUUUUCCUCUGUUGCGUGAAGCGAAGUUAGCAAACAAGAGAUUAAUCUUCAACAUGUGUCUCGAGAUUUUCUUUUAACACUUGUAUCUAAAUUGAUAAGCAGCAUUUUGCUCCAGAGGAUCCUUGUCUGUCCCAAAUUGAUUUAAAUUAACUGGUUUUGUUGAGAAUAUUUUGUAUGACCGCUUUAAAGAGGUAUGUGAACAUGAUCAAUAUAAACCUGUUAAAUUUCACUAAUAUAAAAAUGUUGGUUUCCCCUUAAAGUGUUCAUGACUUUUCCCAGUCCUAUGGUAAAGCUGUAGUGUUUUUCUUUCAGUUCUGUGGGAGUGCGGGUGUGUACACGUGCACUUGUAACUGCUGGGGCAACACAUUCUCACCCAAAACGUCAAAAUAUGACACGUGUGACCAAGCGUCAAUAUAUGACGUUUCGGGACGCCCCAGCGUGUCAGGAGACGACGAUCAGGGACACGCAGAUGACACACCGUACCAGAGCAUCGAUAUCCGACGCCGGUGGUGAGACGGACUUCAGAAUGACUUAACCUUCCCCUCACCCCAAUCCUAACCUUCAGUUCACAGUUACUGACCUUAAGGUUAGGAUGAGGGUGAGGGGAAGGUUAAAUAGUCGAAUAAUGUCCGUGUGACCACGGGCGUCAAACACCGACGCCAGCGGAGCCACGUGUUCCUGAUCGUCGUCUCCUGACGCGCUGGGGUAUCCCGAAUCGUCAUAUAUUGACGCUUUGGGUGUGAGAAUGUGUUGGCUGGGGGCGGGGUGGUUAUGGGCAAGGGUGGGAAGGGGCUACGUGUAAAUAAAUCAAAUACUGUUAGUGUGGAGGUAAUUUUUUUUUCCUGUGUCAGUGUAAGUUAAAUAUUUUAAAAUUUAAAAAAGGACAUGUAUUCUUCUCUAUUGUGAUUCAUGGUACAUUAAAAAGAGGAAAAAAGUAGUUUUAUCCUACGAUUCAAAUGCUUAUCUCUAUGGCUUCUGGCGAUCCCCGUUCCAUUUUAUAGAUUUGUCAGCACAAAAUGCAAUAAACCAAUGUCAUUUUACUACA